Acanthisitta chloris (rifleman) is the source of this 1400-nucleotide messenger RNA. RefSeq names its product lactation elevated 1 (gene AFG1L). The record is from RefSeq and is a predicted model, not a curated record. Gene Ontology annotation, molecular function: ATP binding; ATP hydrolysis activity. Gene Ontology annotation, cellular component: cytoplasm; mitochondrion. The annotation marks the transcript as partial. Lineage: Eukaryota; Metazoa; Chordata; Aves; Passeriformes; Acanthisittidae. The transcript is spliced from 15 exons.
CAUACACAGCUCAGGCAGAGGAGAAGACAGGCUCUGGCACUCCUACAGAAGCUAAUGCCAGAGCCUUACUGGCUUGCAAUGGACCUUUAGAGCAUUAUGACUUUCUGAUUAAGCACGAAGGGCUGAAGAAUGAUGAGCAACAAAGAAGAGUUGUGCAGCACCUGCAGAAGUUGCACGACAGCCUUAAAGGCUACAGCAUUGGUUCAAAAAGUCUUUUCUCAAAGCUCUUUGCCAAAAACAAACCCCCAAAAGGGCUUUAUGUCUAUGGAGAUGUUGGUACAGGAAAGACAAUGGUGAUGGACAUGUUCUAUUCUCACUUAGAAGUAGAAAGGAAAAAGAGAGUCCAUUUUCAUGGCUUCAUGCUGGAUGUACACCAGAGAAUACAUCGCCUUAAGCAGAACUUGCCAAAAAGAACAGCAGGAUUUAUGGCCAGAUCCUAUGACCCAAUUGCACCAGUGGCAGAGGAGAUAAGCAGAGAGGCUGCUCUGCUUUGUUUCGAUGAAUUUCAGGUCACUGACAUUGCUGAUGCCAUGAUUCUCAAGCAGCUUUUUGAAAAUCUCUUCCAAAAUGGGGUUGUCGUUGUGGCAACAUCUAACAGGCCGCCAGAAGAUCUCUAUAAAAAUGGUCUUCAGAGAGCUAAUUUUAUACCAUUCAUUGCUGUGCUGAAGGGUAAGCCACACUUGAAAUGUCUCAAUAGAAUAGAAAAAUCCGUCAGAAACUAAAUGGAAACCAAUAGUUGCAGUCUGGGGAGAGAACGAAAAUACUGCAGCACAGUCCAGCUUGAUUCCGGAAUAGACUACAGGAAACGAGUGCUUCCAGCUGCUGGAAAACUUUACUACCUCACAAGUGAAGCUGAUGUGGAGGCUGUCAUGGAUAAGUUGUUUGAUGAGCUGGCUCAGAAACAAAAUGAUUUAACUAGACCAAGGAUUCUAAAAGUGCAAGGCAGAGAGCUGAGGCUGAAUAAAGCGUGUGGAACCAUUGCAGACUUCACGUUUGAAGAGCUGUGUGACAGACCUCUUGGAGCCAGUGACUAUUUGGAAGUAUCAAAGCAUUUUGACACUGUGUUUGUUCGUGACAUACCACUUCUUACAAUAGGUAAAAGGACACAGGCUCGUCGUUUCAUUACUCUUAUUGAUACCUUUUAUGAGCAUAAGGUGCGUAUUAUCUGUUCUGCUGUGACUCCUCUCCAGAGCUUGUUCCUGCUAGAACAAGACAGUGGUGAGCUACAGGACAACAGAGUGUUGAUGGAUGAUUUGGACUUGAGCCAGGAUUCUGCCAAAGGACUCUCCAUGUUCACAGGAGAAGAGGAAGUCUUUGCCUUUCACCGAACUGUCUCACGGCUUACAGAAAUGCAAACUGAACAGUACUGGAAAGAUGGGGACAGAAGCAAAAAAACAUAA